This is a messenger RNA of Loxodonta africana (African savanna elephant), 714 nucleotides long. RefSeq names its product NME/NM23 nucleoside diphosphate kinase 2 (gene NME2). Gene Ontology annotation, biological process: UTP biosynthetic process; regulation of apoptotic process; GTP biosynthetic process. NCBI's taxonomy places the organism in Eukaryota, Metazoa, Chordata, Mammalia, Proboscidea, Elephantidae. The coding region runs from base 111 to 569 and encodes 152 amino acids. The record is from RefSeq and is a predicted model, not a curated record. Gene Ontology annotation, molecular function: nucleoside diphosphate kinase activity. The transcript has 5 exons.
CCCGCGCCCCUCCUCCGAGGACUGUUCCCGGGUCCGGUGGUCUCUCCAGGUCUCCGCUCCGCACCGCAAGCAGCGCACCCGCCGCCUGCUCCCCUCCACCUUCCCGGACCAUGGCCAACAGUGAGCGCACCUUCAUCGCCAUUAAGCCGGACGGCGUGCAGCGUGGCCUCGUGGGCGACAUCAUCAAGCGCUUUGAGCAGAAGGGAUUCCGUCUCGUGGCCAUGAAGUUCGUUCAGGCCUCCGAGGAACACUUGAAGCAGCAUUACAUUGAUCUGAAAGACCGCCCAUUCUUCCCUGGGUUGGUGAAGUACAUGAACUCAGGACCAGUUGUGGCCAUGGUCUGGGAGGGGCUGAAUGUGGUGAAGACAGGUCGAGUGAUGCUUGGGGAGACCAAUCCAGCUGAUUCUAAGCCAGGCACCAUUCGUGGGGACUUCUGUAUUCAAGUUGGCAGGAACAUCGUUCAUGGCAGUGAUUCAGUAAAAAGUGCUGAGAAAGAAAUCAAUUUGUGGUUUAAGCCUGAUGAAUUGAUUGACUACAAAUCUUGUGCCCACGACUGGGUCUAUGAAUAAGAGGUGGACAAAGCAGCAGUCUCCUCCCCUUUGGCACUGCUUUAUGUGCCCCUACACAUAGCUCUGCAUUCCACAGACUUGGAAGCAAUAGCAUUGAGGAUUUUUUUCUAAAGUACAUUUCCCAAUAAAGACUUUGGAAAUUGGG